AUGAGGCCUUCUCAGCUCCUGACAACCGUGUUUGCCGCCUCUCUGGCAUCCGCAUUUUCCUUCGAUUCUCUGAAAGACAUAAACGCUGUUGGAGGAAUUGAAGAUAUAUUAUAUCGGCGGCAGGACAACAAUGAUGAGUCAGCCUCAGCGCGAGUGACAGAUCCACCGAAGACCACGGGCGGCAAGGAACCAUCACGAACAGGAGAUAACACAGCUCAGGAAACUGGGUCAGAACAGACAGGCACCGAAAGAGGCACACGCACCAUAACGAGCUCGCCUACCGAGUCCAUUGACGUCGAUCCACGUCUACCCGCCGGCGGCAUUUCUAUGAUCACCCCCUCCGCCAUCGCCGUGGCAUCAUACUACAAGAUCGGCGACUGGGUCACUUUUGCGUGGAACUACACCUCUCUCGAAGUUACUCCGACUGCUGUUGACGUCGUCGCCUCAUGUACAAAGAACCAGCAGCUAUACACACUCGCCGUAAAUCAGACAUGGGAGGAUAGCAACACAGUCUUCUGGGAUACAGGCGCAUACCAGGCCUCGGCAACAGUACCACUUUUGACCGAAACGUACACACUGAUUGUCUACGACGCCGACAGCAGUAUCAGCGCCACCCCAAAAGCAGGAUAUCUUGGGUCGUCAGGCUCAUUUACGUUUGGCAUGUACGUCAGGCAGCCAUACUCGGAUCUCGACAGCAACGGUAAAUUCAACUGUCCAACAUGCAACAGCGGCAGCAGUCUUCUUACCGGUAACGAGAAGCAAACGCUCGGGUUCCUAUUUACCAUGGCGACCAUAACCGUGCUAUCAUUUACCUGGUUCGGCAGCGGCUUCGGCCUUUUCUAA
This is a messenger RNA of Pseudovirgaria hyperparasitica, 843 nucleotides long. RefSeq lists its product as uncharacterized. The record is from RefSeq and is a predicted model, not a curated record. NCBI's taxonomy places the organism in Eukaryota, Fungi, Ascomycota, Dothideomycetes, Acrospermales, Acrospermaceae. The transcript is spliced from 3 exons. The coding region runs from base 1 to 843 and encodes 280 amino acids.